Cryptomeria japonica (Japanese cedar) is the source of this 1486-nucleotide messenger RNA. Its product is annotated as probable cinnamyl alcohol dehydrogenase 2. The record is from RefSeq and is a predicted model, not a curated record. Gene Ontology annotation, molecular function: cinnamyl-alcohol dehydrogenase activity; zinc ion binding. The transcript has 6 exons. Lineage: Eukaryota; Viridiplantae; Streptophyta; Pinopsida; Cupressales; Cupressaceae. Bases 159 to 734 code for a protein of 191 amino acids. Gene Ontology annotation, biological process: lignin biosynthetic process.
AUGGACAUGAGCUCCAAUCCAAACUUUGACCCUCACAUAAAUGGUUUUACAUGAGAUAAAUUUUUCCUAUGUAAAAUUAUGAUGCUCUCCAUAGCAAGAAGCAUAUCUUGUAAUCUACAAAUACAUUGCUUGCUUCGGAGCUACCUUAUCAGAUAACCAUGGGCGGUGUGGAGCUUGAGAAAUGUGUUACAGGGUGGGCAGCAAGAGACUCUUCUGCCCAUUUGUCUCCUUACAAAUUCACACUCAGGAACCCAGGACCCCAAGAUGUGAUGCUCAGAGUCAUUUAUUGUGGGAUUUGUCACAGUGAUUUGCAUCAGAUCAGAAAUGACUUGGGACUAUCUCGUUAUCCCAUGGUCCCUGGACAUGAAGUGGUAGGGGUUGUGACUGAAGUUGGCAAGGAAGUGGAGAAGUUCAAGAUAGGAGAGCAUGUGGGUGUGGGGUGUAUGGUUGGAUCAUGCAAGAGCUGCCAAGCCUGUGGUGAAAAAAUGGAACAGUAUUGCAAUAAGAAGAUUUGGAUCUACAAUGAUGUGUUCCCUGAUGGCAAGCCUACACAGGGAGGAUUUUCAAGUACCAUGGUAGUUGAUCAGAUGUUUGUUGUUCAUAUCCCUGAAAGUCUACCCCUUGAACAAGCUGCACCACUGUUAUGUGCUGGAGUUACAGUCUACAGUCCAAUGAAGCACUUUGCAACGACAGAGCCUGGCCAGAGAUGCGGAAUAUUGGGGUUAGGGGUUUAAGGCCACAUUGGUGUGAAGAUUGCCAAGGCCCUUGGGCAUCAUGUGACUGUUAUAAGUUCCUCUGAUAACAAGAGAGAAGAGGCACUUCAAGUCCUUGGUGCAGAUGAAUACAUUGUUAGCAAAGACACCACCCAGAUGCAGGGAGCAGCAGAGAGCCUGGAUUACAUACUAGACACCAUUCCAGCAUGCCACCCAAUGGAACCAUAUCUUUCCCUGUUGAAGAUCAAUGGAAAAUUGAUUAUCCUUGGGGUUACUAUGGAGCCAUUCACCUUUUCCUCUAACCGUUUAAUCCUUGGAAGGAAGAGCAUAAGUGGGAGUUGCAUUGGCAGCAUAGAGGAAACACAGGAAACUCUAAAUUUCUGUGCAGAGAAGAAAGUUUCAUGCCAGAUUGAGAUUGUGGGUAUGGACUACUUGAACGAAGCAAUGGAAAGACUAGAUAAGAAUGAUGUUCGUUACAGAUUUGUGGUUGAUGUGGGUGCUACCAAUCUAGAUAAGGAAUAAAGUUUAUCAUCCUCCGUCUAAGAUAAAUAUGUGCAGGAUUCAGUAUUCAUAAGGUUUUAAAACUGGUUUAGAAUUGUGUGCCAUUAAUAAUAUAUAUAUUUUGACCUGAUCCACCCAAUCCGAGAGCAAGCAUGAUCAAAAUUCUCCAAUCUUAAGGGGACUUGACACUUUCUUUUCUAAUAAGAUUUUAAGGUAUUUUAGUGCAUGGAGAUUAAUCACAGCAUUCAAAAGUAUUAUAAAAUUUUAAAAUU